Messenger RNA from Trichoderma gamsii, 1911 nucleotides. Its product is annotated as ATP-NAD kinase. The record is from RefSeq and is a predicted model, not a curated record. Gene Ontology annotation, molecular function: NAD+ kinase activity. Gene Ontology annotation, biological process: NADP+ biosynthetic process; NAD+ metabolic process. The coding region runs from base 1 to 1911 and encodes 636 amino acids. NCBI's taxonomy places the organism in Eukaryota, Fungi, Ascomycota, Sordariomycetes, Hypocreales, Hypocreaceae. The transcript has a single exon.
AUGGACGGUACUGUUUCGCCUCGGACCGACCUCCACCCUUCCCCCGAGAGCAACGGCGGACUUGAGUCGCAGGACCGCCCUACCUCGCGACUCUUGGCUAAGUCCGACGACAUAUUUGACCGCCGCCCCAAGUCCUCGUCCGGCAUUCACAACCUGUCCGUCAACGUCACCAAGGCCUCUCGCUAUGAACUUGAGUCGAACCUCCCCUCUACUGCUAUCCCAUCACUAGGUGGCUCUGGUACCUCGGAUGUUCCCGUGACCUCUGUUGUUAUUUCACCAGCAGAACCCUCGACCGUGGCGUCGCCCAAGACCGCCAUUUUCUCGACUGCGGACUCCAAUCAACUCAAACCGGAGGCGCAACAGCAGGCGCAACAGCAGCGCGAAGCUUAUCAAGCAGCCGCCUCGCUUGAGCUUGUUCCCCGCCAAACUAUCCUGAAGGCCCUCGCAUUUACAAACUCUUCCGUCUCUCGUCCCAGGAAACCAGAGGCACUUUCAUUCAACAACAUGUUAUUCCCUCAGGCCAACGGCGGCUCCUCGUCCGCCGCCGCCAGUCCCCAGCAGCUCGCAGAUGCGCUCCAAGAUCUGGCCAAGAAGCGAUCUACACCAACCACAGCAAUCAGCAACCUGCUAUCGCCAUGCUUCUACCACCAGCGAUUUGAUGAUGCUGUCGACAUCGAUAAGGUCCUCGAGGAGAUUAAGAACGACGAGUCCAUGUCACAUUCGCGCUUAGUCCAGACUGCGACCAGCGUGCGCGAAGUCUCCAAGCAACUUCAGCGACGCCCCAUCAAGCAAGCAGUGCGCAAUAUCAUGAUUGUCACCAAGGCUCGGGAUAAUCAGCUUGUUUACCUCACACGGGAGCUGACAACGUGGCUCUUGCAAACCCCUCGUUAUGGAUCGGAUGUUGGAGUCAAUGUCUACGUCGAUGCCAAGCUACGCAACUCAAAGCGCUUUAAUGCGGCAAGCAUCGUCGCUGGAGAUGCGCGAUUUGAAAACAUGCUUAAAUAUUGGACCCCAGAUCUGUGCUGGAGCCAGCCUGAGAAGUUUGAUCUUGUUCUCACCCUGGGAGGCGACGGCACGGUCUUGUUCACGUCAUGGCUCUUCCAGCGCGUGGUGCCCCCUGUCCUCUCAUUCAGCUUGGGAAGUCUUGGCUUCAUGACCACUUUCGAGUUUGAACACUAUAAAAAGCAUCUGAACCGAGUCAUGGGCGAUGAUGGUAUGAAGAUUAAUCUGCGCAUGCGAUUCACCUGCACCGUUUAUAGACAAGGAUCCAACGGCAACCCCAUGGACGAAGGAGAGCAAUUCGAGGUCCUCAACGAACUUGUCAUUGACCGUGGCCCAUCUCCUUACGUCUCCAACCUUGAGCUCUACGGAGAUGAUGAGCUCCUGACUGUGGUCCAGGCCGACGGCUGCAUCUUCUCCACACCUACCGGCUCGACAGCCUACUCUCUUUCAGCGGGUGGCUCUCUCGUCCACCCUGACAUUCCCGCCAUUCUCCUGACUCCCAUCUGCCCUCACACUCUCUCAUUCCGACCCAUGGUCCUCUCCGACACCAUGGCACUCCGUAUUGCUGUGCCACGCAACUCUCGAGCCACCGCCUACUGUGCUUUUGACGGCAAGGGCCGAGUCGAGCUCAAGCAAGGCGACCAUGUUACCAUCACUGCAUCGCAGUAUCCCUUCCCUACCGUCACUCGAACCGACACUGAGUGGUUCGACAGCGUUAGCCGCACCCUGCGAUGGAACGUUCGUGCCGCCGCUCAGAAGCCGUUCGAUGCGUCUGGCAUUUCACCCUCUGGCGAAGAGGAAAACGAUGACAGCUGGGAUAUCGACACUGACAGUGCUUAUUAUGCCAGCGAAGAGGGCAGCACCGCCGCCAGCCCUAUCAGGAGACAGAUGAGCAUGCUAGGCAUGUAA